AUGACUGAUCUAAACGACAGUGGCAAUCCAUCAACUGUUGCGUUAUCCGAGUCGACCAACGAUACAUCUCAACCACGUGCAGAAUCACCAGCCUCCGCUAAUGUUGCUGUGGUUUACGCACGGCUUCCAUUACCACAGAUGGCCAGUUCAAACGUUGAAUCAUGGUUUACAACCAUGGACUUCUGGUUCACUGCAUCAGGAAUUUCGAGCGACAAACAAAAAACAGCAACAGUCUUGGCAGCUUUAGAUCCGAGCGUAAUUUCGCAAUUAUCCGAGGUCAUUGCUGAGAUGCCUCAAAACGAGCGAUACGAUUACAUCCGUAAGAAAAUAAUUUAUCAUUUCGCAGACAGCGAGCAGCGCAGACUUAAUCGUCUGCUUUCCGAGUUGCCUCUUGGCGACAAAAAGCCAUCGGAACUCUACUACGAAAUGAAACGCGUUGCUGGUUCUACUCUUGGAGAUACCGCUCUCAAAAGUUUAUGGAUAAAACGACUUCCAGACGUUGUGCAACCUGUGGUUGCUGCAUCGAGCGGACCGGCAACUGAAUUUACAAGAAUCGCAGAUUCUAUUGUGGAUGCCGUGUCAGCUAGGCAAAUUAACGUAAUCUCAAAACACGAAACUAGCGAAAUAGAUGAGUUGCGUGCUGCCGUACAUAACCUCACCAAAAAAUUUGAAAAAUUUACAACUCGCUCACGAUCACGCAGUCGUCAUCAGACUCGUAAUCCAUCACGUAUUCGUGCCCGUUAUCAAUCCCCUAAUAACGCAGCUGGUGAGGGCAGUUCUAACUCUACCACCAACGAAUGCUGGUAUCACCAAAAACAUGGCCGUAAUGCACAAAAAUGUAGAUCUCCAUGCCGCCACAAACGUGGUUCUGUCAGCACUGUAACAUCCAGUGCCGUUCAACAGUCAGCCUGA
Messenger RNA from Calliphora vicina (urban bluebottle blowfly), 912 nucleotides. RefSeq lists its product as uncharacterized. The record is from RefSeq and is a predicted model, not a curated record. Lineage: Eukaryota; Metazoa; Arthropoda; Insecta; Diptera; Calliphoridae. The transcript has a single exon. Bases 1 to 912 code for a protein of 303 amino acids.